Messenger RNA from Pseudozyma hubeiensis SY62, 1116 nucleotides. RefSeq lists its product as hypothetical. Gene Ontology annotation, molecular function: oxidoreductase activity, acting on the CH-CH group of donors, NAD or NADP as acceptor. The transcript has a single exon. Lineage: Eukaryota; Fungi; Basidiomycota; Ustilaginomycetes; Ustilaginales; Ustilaginaceae. Bases 1 to 1116 code for a protein of 371 amino acids. The record is from RefSeq and is a predicted model, not a curated record.
AUGGUCACUAAUCACCAAGUCCUCUUCGACAAGGUAACGCCCACCGGCCUGCCUAAACCGGGCGAGACCACCAAGCCUGGCUCGACCGAGCUCGACAUCGACAAUGUCCCCCUCAACGGUGGCAUCCUUACCCGCAACAUCGCCGUCUCCCUCGACCCUACCAUGCGCAACCGCAUGAAGGGUGACAUCGGCUACUUCUCGCCCCCCUACGUCGUCGGUCAACCCGUCACCGCCAUCGGUAUCGCAGAGGUCGUACGUUCUGAAGUCAACGGUUUCUCCGCUGGCGACAUCAUCUACGCCUGGUCCGUCGGGAUUGAGGAGUACACGAUCCACCCCGCAUCGGUUGCCCCGACCUUCCGCAAGUUUGACCCUACCCUGCUUAAGAACGGCUUGACCAUCACCACCUACCUGGGCGCCGCCGGUAUGGCAGGCAUGACCGCCUACAUGUCCAUCAAGGAGAUCAUCGGUGACUUGAAACCUGGCAACAAGAUGUUCGUCUCCGGUGCCGCCGGUGCGGUCGGUCAGCUCGUUGUACAAAUUUGUCAUCAAGCCGGCGUCAAGGUCAUCGCAUCUGCCGGUACUGAUGAGAAGUGCGCCUUCGUCCGUUCGCUCGGUGCUGACGAGACAAUCAACUACAAGACCGAAGACCUCCCUGCCAAGCUCAAAUCCUUCGCUGCCGACACUGGCAUCCACUACUACUUCGACAAUGUCGGUGGAGACCAGCUCGAAGCCUACAUCAACAACGCCGCUCGUUACGGUAUCAUCGUCGCCUGCGGUUACAUCUCUGGUUACAACGCCGACAAGCCCGAAGACGUCGUCUACCCCAAAAACCUUUUCAACAUCGUCACAAAGGAGCUCAAGUACCAGGGCUUCAUCGUUAGCUCCUUCAUCCCCAAGUGGAUCGGAAAGUUCAUGGAGGAGGUGCCCCAGAUGUUGGCAGACGGCAAGCUCAAGAACAAGGAGGAUGUCACGUUCGGUGUCUACGGUGCAGAGGAUGCAUUCUUGAGGUUGUUCACCGGCGACAACCAGGGUAAGGUGGCUGUGUUGAUCGACACAGAGAGGGCGGAGAAGUGGAACUUGAAGAAGCAGAUCGAGGGCGCAAAGGUGUGGAAAUAA